Pundamilia nyererei is the source of this 4569-nucleotide messenger RNA. RefSeq names its product arfaptin-1-like. Lineage: Eukaryota; Metazoa; Chordata; Actinopteri; Cichliformes; Cichlidae. Gene Ontology annotation, molecular function: protein domain specific binding; phospholipid binding. Gene Ontology annotation, cellular component: trans-Golgi network membrane. Gene Ontology annotation, biological process: regulation of Arp2/3 complex-mediated actin nucleation; intracellular protein transport. The transcript has 8 exons. Bases 448 to 1440 code for a protein of 330 amino acids. The record is from RefSeq and is a predicted model, not a curated record.
ACCGAAAUAUGUCGCGAGAAAAACAUCAUUAGUCAGUUGGAUUAUAUCCCAUCGAUUUACUGUUAAAAUGUGAAAGCUUGUGCUUCUGAACGUUAGAGCGUUAACACUGGCUGUGCUAAUAUGGCUGUAGACGAUGUGCUCUAGGAUGUUGAGGACUAUUUAGAAAUUCUCUAAUACUUCAUGUUGCUAUCACCGCCCCUCCAGGUGAGGACAGGAGAUUAACGCAAGCAUCCCCUACAGAAAAACGAAAAAACUUCCGGGUGUGUGUGACUUUUUUUCCUCGUUCUUGAUUUUGCUUCACAACUUUUUAAUUAGUCCAGUUUUCAGCUUGUAAGGUUUAAAUAUGCGGAGCUGACGGCGGGGAAAAAAGCAGAAGCCCGGAAGAAGAAAAAGCAGAGUUUCUUUUAAAGCUGUGAAGUAAAAGAGGAGCGAGGGAGGAAGAGGAGGAUGGCCGUGGUGGAGCAGAGAGGAAGUGUCACCGUGGCGUCCGCUGUCACAGAGGAGGAAAUUCCUCCAAAGGAAGCAAACGGUAAUGGCAGCCACGCCAGCAACGAUGUUACUGCCCCCACAGCUGAGACCACUCCAGAUGUUCCAGAGGAACAGAAGCAGAGCAAAGGUUUCUCACUCACACCUGAGAUACCCCAAGGUGUGGUGAUUCAAGGUAACAACAGCAACCCUGCCAGCGAGAAGUUCAGAAGAGUUCGCAACUGGAGCAUCACCAAAUAUAAGUAUACCAGGCAGGCUCUUUCGGAGAAGCUUGGCCGUGGGUCUCGUACCGUGGAUCUGGACCUGGAGCCCCGCCUCGAGCUGCUCAAAGACGACCGACAGCGCUAUGAAAAUAUGACCAGUCUGGCUCAGACGCUUGCCAGUCAGCUCUCUCAGCUCACAGUUACCCAGAAGAACCUCGGGGAUGCCUUCACAGAACUCAGCGUCAAAACCCCAACUCUGCACCUGGAGUUUGGCAUAAAUGCAGACGCUCAGAGGUUUCUCUCCAAGAGCGGCGAAACGCUGACGGAAGCCAUCAACGCCUUCACAUCUGACAUGAACACACUGGUCAACAAAACCAUUGAAGACACAAUGAUCAAUGCUAAGCAGUAUGAGACUGUCAGGAUCGAGUAUGAUGCGUUCCGUGUCGAUCUGGAGGAGCUGAACAUGGGCCCCCGUGAUGCUGUCACCGUGCCCAAACUGGAGCAGGCCCAGAAAGACUUCCAGACUCAGAGGGAGAAGUACGAGAAGCUCCGAGACGACCUGUCAGUCAAAGUCAAGCUGCUGGAGGGGAACAAGGUCAAAGUCCUCCGUAAUCAGCUGUGGAUGCUCCACGGCGCCUUUGCAGCUCACAGCUUGUCCUGUCAGCAUUUCCUGGAGAAAAACAUCCAAGAGGCCGGAGAACAUCUCAACAACGUCAGCACCGAUGUCCCCUCCUUCCUGGAAGAAAGUUGACACAGCAAAGCAACAACCAAUAGAGCUGUAAGGCAGAAUCGGAGGGAGUCAGAGGAACAUUUGGCAUUCAUGGAUUCUCUGUGAGAAAAGUUUGGGAGUACUCAGCUAGAAAUGUUUAAUGUGAUUAAUUCAUUUAUACCAGAGUGGAAUUUAAUUUGUUAGAUUUGGGAUGAAUUUCCAGCCUCACAAAGAGCUCUGGAAACAAAGUUGAGUGUUCGCUACAGAAAAUUGGGAGUUAGCAAAAAUAAUUUAUUUGGGAUGUAGAAAGGGUUUCAUGGGUUCUGGUGUAACUCAUGGAGGUGUGGAAAGGCUCAAAAUGUGAGUCUGUAAUAAGUCUUAAAAAUAAUUCUGAUUUAAGAGAAAUAUCAUCUCAUUCAUUCAGUAAAAUGCAUUUAUUCAUAGACAUACAAACAUUUGCACUCUCCUGGGUUUCUUACCUCUGUUUCAGUGUGUUGGGGAGUAAAUCCAUCUAAUCCUCCAGGAGUCAGUAAGCCUUUCUUUGAACUUCCAAAAUCCUCAGCCACUGCAGUCACAAGCUCACAGCUCCCGAAAGUGCCUCAACACCACUGCUGGAAAACAGUUCCAUAGUCAAAAAAGGCUGCUACAGUUCUCUUGUCUCUACCAGCAACAUUAAGCAAAUUAAAUCUGAGUGUCAAAUAUCUGAAGAUAUCAGCAGAAUCUAACUGGUGUGAAAAUAUCAGCUAAUUGUUUUGGGGGUUUUUGUCAUUUUCAACUUCUGUUGAUGCUGAAACCUAAACCUAAAGCAAUUCAGUAACCUUUGGAUUUGAUGUGCGUAUUUGUAUAUCGAUAAAAACCAAAAUGCCAAACUCAAAUCCAGCAACUGGUUACGUGUGAUUCAGAUUUUGUGUUUUUUUUUUAUUUUGACUGCUGAAGAAUGGCCACCUGCAAAUGUAGCUAUCACAGUAUCACUGUUCUUGGCUGGUUGCCACUUUCUUCUAUGGUUUACAUCACAAGCAACUCUGUCACCUCUAAAGGUCAGUCACAACAAAACAGUGAUCGUGAUGUCGAUAGUGAGCGUUGGUUGUCAGUAUGCCACAGAUUUAGGUUUAAACCCCUGGUCUGAUUGGCUGUUGGUCAUGUUCUUCGCUUGUUCACGGUGCAAAAACAUGUUGGUCCAAUGGUUGGCUAAUAGCCAAAAAUGUUGGCGUUUAUCUAGUAUGUUAGCACUGCUUGUUGUUUAAUACCAAUCUUUCAGGCUUCACCAGUAAAAAGGUUUUCCUUUUUAUUUUGGACGUUCACUUUAAGAGUUGCACAUUAAUAAAAGUUGUAGAGUUUUUAAAUAAAUAACCACACAGGCACUGUUUUUUUUUUUUUUCAGUAGGAUUCAUCUUGCUGUGUGUUGGUCAUAAUACAUUGUUUGUUUUUUAGAGAAAGACAGACUUUUAGGGAACAUUCGAGCAAAGUGUUUAAUGGGUAAAGCUGUAAAAAAAGUUUUACUAUAUGUCGACCAUGGUGCCUUAUAAGUAUAGAAAUGUUGGCUAAAAACAACUUUCCAGCAAUAAUUAACCAUCAGCCAAAUAUUAGAGUUGAACUAACACUCCUAUUAAUGUACAGGUUCCUGCACACUUCUGUUUUAUUAUUUUCAUCUGUAAGCUACACAACCAAAUAAAGACUAAUGAAACCAGUUAAGUUCCAGGUUUAGGCUGUUUACUUUCUGAGCUCAAGAAAUUUUUUUUGGUGAGGAAGGGUCAGCUGAAGUUAGCAUUUUCGGGGGCGACUCGGGAGCCAAUGCACUACUUUUAUAUUCGUAGAUAUGCAUUAUUUGAGGAUGAUGAACACAUUUGCUACCUUGUUGUUUUUGUAUUUUCCCAAAUGAAACCAAAAAUUUGGGGACUCUUCCAUUGAUGGACAAAAAAGCAGAUGAAAUGGUAAAAUUGUGUUGAAAUAAUAUUGGGGGGGUUUGAUUUGCUCGUGCCUGUUCCUGUUAUUUUCUCCAUCUACCAUAUUUUCUUGCGCACUUUGCACUCUAUCCAAACCAUAGUCUGCCAUAUGCAUUACUCAUAAUAUUGUAGUAAUCUUCAUUGAAUGACUCCCUUAUGUUAUGUUGGCAUGUAUGAAUACUCUUAUGUUUGUGUCUGUAUACCUCAACAAGACCAAAUAUGCAAUGACUGUAAGAUGCAGUGCAAUAAUGUCCCAACGACCUUCUUGCAUGUAAAUGUGUAAACUGCCAGUGACUUGAGUUCCCCUUUCCUGAUUUAUCUGUGACUUUAAAGGGAAUUUCCACUGGGUGUAAACUGAUACUCCUGUGAUGUGUUUGGUGACCAAAAUCACUUUCAGGCUCGACAUCUUUAAGAAAUGGUUUGGUUUGACUUUAGAUUGUUAGAUGAAACCGUGCAACAUUCUGAUUGUUUUAAAUUAUAUUUUGAGCUUGAAUCCACACUUUUGAUCCAAGCUCAUUACUUCUUGUUUGUGUGUGGUGAAUAUAUUGAUUGACUGCUAAUUUAUUUUUCGACAAUUUAAAAAAAAAAAGAGUAGUUUGAAAAGUAAUCUUAUCUCAAGGUCCAUUUACUAGAUUAUUUUUCUUGAGCUUUCAGUUGCAUUUGGGAGAACACCUUAAUAUUAGCUUAAAGAGAGGUUUCUGGGAUUGCGCAGUCAUCAGUUGUAGGAAAUCUGCAAGACAAAGUUGAAAGCUAAGGAGAAAAUCUAAUAAGAUGACCUUGAGUUUGUUUUUGUGGGUUUGUAUUUGUGUAUUUUUUUUUCUUUCAUUAAGUCAGAUGGUGGUUACACCCAACUUGCCAAAUCUAAUAUGUCUAGAAAAGAUAAGCCACAGUCUUUGAAUUGACUGAAUUGAGUCGACUUUGUCUGCUUGUUUUUUACUGAAGCAGAAAGAGUUUGGGGUUUUCACCAGGCAAAUGAAAGUUUGGGGAUAUUUUUUUUUCCCCCAACACCACCACAGUUUGUUGUCAACUGGCUUUGUUUCAGCAGUUUGAUUAUCAGUCAGCUUUUUCUCAGGAUUUUACCCACAGGGCUAAAGUAAAACUGAAAGUGAAAAUAUAAAUUUUGCUUUUUAUUAGACGUGAAGAAAAAGGACCAAAAUGUAUGUAGACACAAGGCAAAAUUAUUUUACUCUGUAUUUGUUAAUAAACCUAUGAAAUAAAAUCGAUGAGU